Molecule: messenger RNA, 1965 nt
Organism: Cryptomeria japonica (Japanese cedar)
Lineage: Eukaryota; Viridiplantae; Streptophyta; Pinopsida; Cupressales; Cupressaceae
Product: replication protein A 70 kDa DNA-binding subunit C-like
Exons: 3
Coding region: 1-1965 (654 amino acids)
Biological process (GO): DNA replication
Cellular component (GO): nucleus
Molecular function (GO): DNA binding
Source: RefSeq, a predicted model, not a curated record
AUGGCUGGUGAUCCAGACGAUAAUGACAGAUACAAAAUAGUCUUGUCUAAUGGCACGUAUAUGCAGUUGGCCAUUUUGCCACCUAAGUAUGCUGACUUAUUACAUGCGGAGACGUUGAAGAUAGGUUCUCUCCUUUUGUUGACAAACUAUGCUUGUCGAUAUGUUUGGAACACAAGGACCAUCAUUAUAUUCACUCUAGAUGUCAAAAAAACGAAUUGUGAUUUGGUUGGAAAACCCAGAUACCUCUUUAAAGAACAGGAAGAACAAAUGUUGGGCCGAGAAACCCCGCCAUCCACUAAACGUUCUCUUAAAUUCGGUGUAGAUCUGCCUUCUCCACAAUAUGCUCCCUCUGAAAAUAUCAGCCCUAUUAAAAGCUUGAACACUUUCCAAAACAAUUGGACAAUAAAAGGUCGAGUCACAAAUAAGAGGAAAAUGCAUAAAUAUAAUAUGGCAAAACACAAUGGCCAAGUUUUUAGUUUUGAUAUUAUAGACGAAGAGGGUUGUGAAAUUAGAAUUACUUCCUUUGAUGAAAUAGCAAACUUGCACUAUCAUCGAGUUGAAAAAGGAACUUCAUAUGCUGUUUCCAAAGGUUCUGUAAAAGAUGCAAACACAGUAUACAAUAAGCUUAACAACCACCUUGAGAUUAUCUUGACUGAAACUUCAGUUUUGAAGCGGUGUGCCCCUGAUUCUGUUGAGCCAGGGAAAAAAACCCACUUCACCCCUAUUGAUGAAGUUCUCACCAACACCAACAAUACUUUGGUUGAUGUUAUUGGUGUUGUUGUCAAUGUCGGAGAGAUUCCUGUAAUUCAUAGAAAGGAUGGAUCUAUUGUAAACAAGAGAAUAGUAAAAAUAAAUGAUAUGUCAACUUUGACAAUUGAUGUUAACCUUUGGGGGCCGCCAUCAAAACAACUAGGCAAUGACUUGAAGAAUAUGCAUGCAUCUGGAAUAUUUGUCAUCCUUGCUGUUCAAAAUACAAGGGUUGGGUAUUUCAAUGGAAAAGUUAUUUAUAUUUCAGCGUCAACAACUUUCGAAAUUAACCCUUCCAUUCCUGAAGCAGACCCCCUCCGUUUAAGAGGCCCUAUCCAACAAUGCCUUGAUUCACACUCUUUGGAUGUGCAUGCCAAAAAUAACCAGUACCAGAGAAUGUCCAUUGCAUCCAUCCUUCAACGUCUUAGCAUUGUGCCAGAAACCAUUGAGACUACUAUUACAGCUGUCCUGCGAUUCAUAAAGGGGGACCAAUUUUAUUAUACAGCUUGCCCAUUACAAUUCAAAGGUAAAGAAUGUAAAAAUAAAUGUAGUAAACUAGUUGAGAAUUUGUGGCUUUGCCCUAGGUGUCAAACACAAUUCCCUGAAUGUAAUUACAAAUACCUCCUACAGAUGAAGCUACAAGAUCAAACAGGCAUUGUUUGGGCUAGUGCAUUUGAUGAGGUUGGUACAGAACUCUUGGCUCUAUCUGCAAAGGAAUUAUACAUGUUGCAAUAUGAAUUAACAACAAAAAAAACACCUCGUAGCAUACUUAAUGAAGCUAUGUUCAACUACUAUAGUUUUACAAUUUUGGUGUCUACUGACACAUACAACUUUGAGCGUAGAAUAAAAGUAACAAUCAAGAAAGUGCAGCUACUUGCUUGCAGAGAUUGCCCGAAUGGGUUCAAUGUUAUGGACGCAUUGAGUUACAAAAUUCAACAUGACCGUUACUACAGUGAUGUUAUCAUUGACGUUGCAACUGCUAAAUUAUUGCCGCUGACAACUACCGAUGUAUCUGAUUUUUUGCAUACCCUCCCAAAUUUCAUUGAUCCUCAGCCUCCUUUGCCAACACAAGACCCACUCUACAAUGUUGAUGAAGUUGAAUUGCAACCCACAUCAUCAUUCAUUCCAAAGUUGUCGUGUUCAACCGCUGAACUAGAUGCCAUUAAAAAGAUGUUGCACCUAGAUAAGGAUGAUCAAAAUGUUGCAGCUUGGCCUUAA